GUGGGGCGUCAGUCUCGCGCAGGCUUCCACGCGGUUCGGUAGCCCCGCCAUGCCGCUCGCCGCUCCCCGACCGCUCCGUCCGAACAUGUCCGAACACAUUUAACCGACACCAAAUUCAAAUUUAGAAAAAAAAAUCCCAAUAAACAAAAUUUUAGGUCGGUGAGCAAUGAAAAUGUCUAAUCCACACUCUUAAUUUACGGGAGUUCUGUAGCAUAUCAUAACAGUGUGAACAUAAACAUAUCAGGAUUUUUGAACGAUUUGUGUACCAGUGCAGUGAACGUAGUGACGUGAUUUAGUGACAUAGUGUUUGUGACAGUUUGUGCGGAGAUAGCGUAUGAUGUGAUGAUGAGGCGAGGGAAAGUGCUGCUGGAGAGCAGCAGGCAGGGCUCCGUCGACGGCAAGGGCGCAGUGGCUAACGAUAAGGAGUUGGUUCACAAGUGUCACAGCGAUCCUGGUGGUGGGCGCGCUCUUGGUGCCGCCCCAAGGACGCACAGGCAUCGAUCUGCGUCGGGCGCCACGAGGAAAUGCGUGCUUACACUCGAUGGAUACUCAUAUGUCAUUGGUCAGCACGGAAGUCUAAUAGAAAAUCAACAAGGAGCACUAACGAUAGUGCGCCGCUCGUCCAGCCGCAGUAAGGCUGAAAGUUGCCCGACUCCCACUGACGAACAACUCGACUCACUCGAUUUGGAUACCGAACAUUUGCCCGCCGUCGACACGCCCGACGCGUGCGAUAAGGCCGCACUUAGAUUACGCUAUCUCCUAAGACAAUUGAAUAGGGGUGAAAUAUCAGCUGAAACUUUACAAAAAAAUCUACAAUAUGCUGCGAAAGUCCUCGAAGCUGUGUACAUUGAUGAAACCAAACCGGCAGUGGCGCGCCAGCAGUCAGCCCCAACCCUGGUGUUUAGGCGGCUGGCUGACGAGGAUGAUGAGCUGUCGGAGGUGCAGCCAGAUGCCGUUCCUCCUGAGGUCCGGGAGUGGCUGGCGUCGACCUUCACGAGGCAGCUGGCGACGGCGAAGAGAAAGUCUGAUGAGAAGCCGAAGUUUCGGUCGGUGGCGCACGCGAUCAGGGCGGGCAUCUUCGUGGACAGAAUCUACAGGAGAGUCACCAGCACUGCUCUUAUGCAGUUCCCUCAAGAUGUCAUUAGAGUACUUAAGACAUUGGACGAAUGGUCAUUCGACGUGUUCGCGCUACACGAGGCAUCAGGCGGCGCGCCCGUCAAGUACCUCGGUUACGAACUCCUCAAUAGAUACGGCAUGAUACACAAGUUUAAGGUCCCGCCAACGACGCUGGAGAACUUCCUCAACAGGAUAGAAGAAGGUUACUGCAAGUUCCACAAUCCUUACCACAACAAUCUCCACGCUGCUGAUGUUGCGCAAACGGUUCACUACAUGCUGUGCCAGACUGGACUGAUGAACUGGCUAUCAGACCUGGAGAUAUUCGCGACGCUGGUGGCAGCAGUGGUGCACGACUAUGAGCACACUGGCACCACAAACAACUUCCACGUCAUGUCAGGGUCUGACACGGCUCUGCUGUACAACGAUAGAGCAGUUCUGGAGAAUCAUCAUAUAAGUGCAGCUUUUAGACUGAUGCGUGACGAAGAAUGCAACUUACUCCAGAACUUAUCCAGAGAAGAGUUCCGGGAGUUCCGAACCCUGGUCAUCGACAUGGUGCUGGCCACCGACAUGUCGUUCCACUUCCAGCAGCUGAAGAACAUGAGGUCGCUGCUCUCGUUGGCUGAGCCCACCGUCGAUAAGUCGAAGGCUGCGUCCCUUAUUCUGCAUUGCUGUGAUAUCUCGCAUCCUGCUAAGAGAUGGGACCUGCACCACAGGUGGACAAUGAGCCUCCUUGACGAAUUCUUCCUCCAAGGUGACAAGGAACGAGACCUAGGACUCCCAUUCAGUCCACUUUGCGACAGGAACAACACCCUUGUGGCCGAGUCACAGAUCGGUUUCAUCGAGUUCAUCGUGGAACCCAGCAUGGGCGUGUGUGCUGAUAUGCUGGAGUGCAUAUUGGGGCCUCUACAUUCCAGUAGCAAGAACUCCACCAGUUCCGCUGAGCCUAUCAAUGAAGAGGGCUCGGGGAAUAAGGACAAAAAUGAAAAUAGCAGCAAGUUCAAAAUCAGGAAGCCAUGGGUCGCAUGCCUCAGCGACAACAAGAAGAUAUGGAAAGAGCAAGCUGCUAAAGAUGCAGAGGCCCGAGCUAAGCAAGAGGAGGAGAACAACGGGGUUCCACCGCCAACAGAGGAAUAAUAUUUAGCCUCAUUUGUAAAUAGCGUUAGAUCUAGUUGUUGCAACAUGUUCUAUUCACUGUUGAAGAAAAGCUAAAGCAUACUAUAUGAUAUAAAUACGUGUGCGAGCUAUAUAAUAUACGUUGCUAAUUUAUUUAAAGUAAAAUUGUUGUGUGUAACGCACAAAUAUACGACUUGGAAGCACAAUGCGAAAAGCCUGGAUGUAUAAAGUUUCUCUAUGUGGAAGACAACAUAGUGAGCUAAUUCGAACAGGCGACACGCCGCCCAGCGGUAACGCCAGUAGUGUAAAUGAUUCAUUAUUAUUCGCUGCUAAGAUUUUAGCCUAGCCUAAAAUUAAGUCUAAAAGCUUUGAUGAUAAUUCUAUACCAAUAACCUAUUGCGAGGAGAAAGGACGAUAUUUAAUAAAAUAUGGGUUGGUCCCAGAACUGAACCCUGAAGAACCCUUGUAGUAUAUUUCUCGCAAUUGAAUAUUGGAUGUAUAUUUAAAGAUGUAUCGAUAGAUAACACUAUUUUCUACUCAUAAUUGAAAUAAUUAAUGUGUAAAACUGUACUGAACUCAUUUCAAAUAUAGUCGUUAAGAGCUAAAUGUAUCUGUAAGUAACUAUCAAAUGCUGGUGACGGAGCAACAAACAUUAAUUUAUAUAAAUCAUAAACACAUGUGCACUUCUCUUCGAUCAAACACUUAACUAUAACUUAAAUGUAGCUUAAUAUUAGUGUUAAAUUUAACCCAUAAUAUGAUGAAUACGCUUAUUAAUUUUAAUGUUUCCGAUUAAAUUGGAGUCUUGAUAUUCUUGACCAAAUGUUAUUUAAUAUGAAAUUAUUUUCUAAAUGAUAACGCCAUUUCAAAUUCUAGUACAUAGGUAGAUAGUACAUUAGUAAAUCUUCAUGAUACAAAUUAAGAUUUUUGUCUUUGUUAUAUAUACAACAUAGCUAAGGAUAAAGUAGUGGAACUCAAAUAUUUAUUGAAAUUUAAAGCUCGUGCUCAAAUCAGAUGGAGUCAGCUUUCUAUAACAUGAACUACCUAUUAGAUCUAUUAGACUGAGAGGCUACGGCGUCACAGCCCGAGAACGAACAGGAAUUCUUAGGUAAGCUUAGACUUGAACACACGCUCUCGUGGAGGACCCAAAGUAAUUGUACCGUCCUUCAACUAGAAUCUAUCGUCGAACGGAAGAGGCCCAGGCUCCACCAAAGUGGAUAAAUGUUUAUACAACCAAUAGAAUUUCUCCGCUAUGGGAUAUACCUACCACUGCGUAGAGACAAGAUGUUUGAAUGACAAAAUAUUGUUUGUAUAAAACUUCUACGCUCCGCUCCGCUGAGGUAGACUCUGGGCCUUAAACAUUGAAUUUAUUAAACAAAGAUAUUAAAGAUUUUAGGCCAAUGUUUACCUACAGAUGCCAAAUUUACAUGAAAAAUCUGAACUGAAUCCGCUUAACAUAAGAUUUUUUGUAACAAUGCAAAAUGUAUGAGAAUUCAGUUAUAUUUCGAACGUAUAUCAGAGGCCUAGUAUUCCUGGUAGGUACGUGGGACCAUUCUCAUUGAAUAUCAAAUCAAAUGAAUCCAUAAUCAUGAUAAAAUUAGGUCCCUAUUUGAUUUCGGGGAUGGUAAGGAUAGAUAUAAUCCAACCGGUGACGCUUAUUGUAGACAAAUUUAACAAUAGAUUUUUUUAUAUGUAUUUAUCAUCUAUUUUAAUUAUUAGAGAUUUAUUAAAUUCUGUAUAUUGUGCAUUUAGUGUACCUAAUAGUUAAUAGGUACUAAAUAUUAAGAAUAAAUCAAUAUAGGUACAUACCUACUUAAUUUGAAAUGUAGUUUAGUAAUGCCAUUCAGAUUGGGAAUAUAGCUUUAUAAAAUUGUAGAGUUUAGCAUACUGAGCCUUAUGUACAUGAAUAUUUAAUUGUUGUUUCUGUAUCAUAGCUUGCAGCAGUACAUAGGCCCGCUCUUGGUAAAUACUUGUCUCUGACUUAACCACUUUAGUGCAAGAUAUGGCUUUUAAAUGUGACAUUACAACAUUCCGAAUGUGUUAGGAAUCAAUUCUCAAUAUAAGGCAGAUUCACCUAAAGAAUUACAGCAUUCAUUUUACCAUUGCAUAUUGAUAUUUUCUUAUUUUAAUCAAUGCAUUAUGCAAUGUAAAAUUCACUCUGUAAUUCUAGGUGCAUAUUGCUACUAAUUAAGAUAUUUAAAGACCUGUACACUGCUACGUAUUAAGAUAGUAAAAAAUAAUAAUAACAUAUUAGGUACCUACCCACAAUGUCGUAAAAUAUUUUUCACAGAUGUCGUGCUUAACAAUAUCGCGGAUAGUAUUUCACAUCAUUAAAAUUCAACAAAUUCAUUCAUAGUAAUAUUAAAUGUGUAUAGAAAUGUUAUUUAUAAAAAAUCUAAAUAAAUCUCCUAAAAUUUUAUAUUAUUAUACCUAUAUCCCACGUAAAAGAAAUAUGACAUUAAAAUGCAAUCGCUAAAGAAAGUUUUCUAUAUGUAUUGUAAGUAUGCGAAUGUAUAUUAUUCAAUGUUUUAUCUUAAAGAAAAUCACAAUAAUUUUAUGUAAACAACACAAAGAUCUUUGUAUCAAACUGCAUUUUCUCUCUAAUAAAAAGAAAUCUCAAAAUCAAAUGGUUUUUUAUCAACUUGACUGUCUUUUACUACAUUUGUGUAAAUAGAUAUAAAACACCUUUUAGUUAAUAUGUGUAAAUUAUAUGUAAAAUAAAAUAAAGAUUUUCGUAGA
Messenger RNA from Helicoverpa zea (corn earworm), 4965 nucleotides. RefSeq names its product calcium/calmodulin-dependent 3',5'-cyclic nucleotide phosphodiesterase 1 (gene Pde1c). The coding region runs from base 343 to 2250 and encodes 635 amino acids. Lineage: Eukaryota; Metazoa; Arthropoda; Insecta; Lepidoptera; Noctuidae. The record is from RefSeq and is a predicted model, not a curated record. Gene Ontology annotation, biological process: signal transduction. Gene Ontology annotation, molecular function: 3',5'-cyclic-AMP phosphodiesterase activity. The transcript has 14 exons.